AUGCAUUGGGUCGCAGACCUGCAUCUCGAGAUGUUUCCGGAUCCUCGGUCAGUGCUGGGUGCCAGGUAUGGCUUGGCCUUGAACUCGCUGUCCCACCCCUGCGAAGCGGCGCCGGUAGAGGAGCCACCGGGUCAGAUUGGCGACAAAGCCUUCGUGGUCGGUCAGGACUCCGCCCCGUCCUUCUUCCGGCUCUACGACAUGGUCAACUGCAUGCAUGCCGACCCCAAGCUGGACCGUGUACAGCAUCCGGAAGAUUUCGUGUACACGGUCACGCAGGUAUUGGGGUUGAGGUUCCAGCAGGUCGCUUUCAAGGACAUGCCGACCAUGAUCGCGAGGCAUCUGAACGUCUUGGGCCCCUGGGGUCCUCGAGCUGCCUUCUGCUUGAAGUUCAAACCGGAGGUGAUUGAGAACCCCAGCGACCCAUGCGUUCAUCCUGAGUCGGAGCUCAUGAAGCGCGACGAGCAGUGGCUCACUCGGGAUGAUCUCGAAGAAAUGAUGCCGGGCGUUGUCGUGGGUUUGCCGGCUCUUGCCUUGCUCCAGAUUGUCCAGGAGUCACUGGAGUACGGCUGCACUGAGGGCUUCCGCCUUUCCGAGGGCGUCGCUGUCACGGAACUCAAUCGCCCUGCAGUUCGUGGUGCUGCAGAAGCAUACCGGUGGGCUCUGGAGGCCAAGAAGGCCCUAGCAGAGCUCCGGCCGGAGAUGGCGGAGAACCUCUUUAUAGAGGCCCGGGCGCUUUGGGAGGACACGGAGGCGCCGGCUUGCAGCUCCUUCAAGGAGGGGAUCAAGGUGGCUGCACGCAAAGAUCUUCGGAGGAGGAGCUCCCGCCUCAUCGGACUGCUCGGCCUUGGCCGGACGCUUCCCGCCGGGCAGACGGGGCACGUGCUGCGCAUCAUCUCCGCCAACGUCGUGGAGGUACAGUGGGACGGCAGCGAUGCCGUUUGCGGCCGCCACAGUAUCCGUGUAGCUCGGCCGUUCCAGGGCGUCAGCGUUUUAGAAACAGGAUCUGCUGGCCAUGGAGGACUCCUCGCCGAGACGGUUGAAGGUUCAGUGUUUGUGGGUGAGGUCAAUCCCACUUUUGAGAUCUCCAUUGGAGCUAAGGAGCAGCGCCGGCAGCUUGCUGUGCCUCGGAGUUGCACGGUCUUGGCCAGUGGUUAA
Messenger RNA from Symbiodinium natans, 1155 nucleotides. NCBI's taxonomy places the organism in Eukaryota, Dinophyceae, Suessiales, Symbiodiniaceae. The record is from the annotation of a GenBank genome assembly.